Messenger RNA from Naegleria gruberi, 2604 nucleotides. RefSeq lists its product as uncharacterized. Gene Ontology annotation, molecular function: chromatin binding. Gene Ontology annotation, biological process: mitotic DNA replication checkpoint signaling; DNA repair; DNA damage checkpoint signaling. The coding region runs from base 1 to 2604 and encodes 867 amino acids. The record is from RefSeq and is a predicted model, not a curated record. NCBI's taxonomy places the organism in Eukaryota, Heterolobosea, Eutetramitea, Acrasida, Naegleriidae. The transcript has a single exon.
AUGUUCUUAAUAUUUUCGAGAACAAAAAUUGUUGUUGGUGUUUUUUGGCGCCAAAUUCCAUUUCUUCUAGAUUCUGGAAAGCAAAUUAUCAAAAAAAUGAGUUCAAAAGGAGCCUGGAAAAAGAAGGCCUCAUCAUCGUCUUCAUCACGAAGAAGGAGUGAUCCAUCGAGUUUGGAUGUAGAAGAAUCGGAUCAUAAAACAACAACUUCGCGGAAAAGAAAACAAUCAUCAAAUUCUGGGAAAAAAUCACUUAAUCUUGUGUGUAGUCAAUCGGAUGUAGAUUCAUCGAAUAGCCAAUAUGCCUCUUCCCCUUCACAAUUGUCAUCAAAUUCAUCUUCUAAUUCCUCUACAAGGAAAAAAUUAGAGAAAACAUCUCCCAGUGUAUCUUGCUGUGAUGAUGAAGAAAAACCAUCGAGACAGUGGAAAAAGAAAUCACCUUCAAAAUUUUCUAAAGUAAUAGAUGACGAAAGUGAGGAAGAAGAACCUGAAGAAUAUACCCCACCAAAAAAGAAAAAACAUACCAUUGUUAUUUCUGAUGAAGAUGAUGAAGAUAGUGUGAUGGAAACUAAAAAAGCAGUUAAAAAUCGAGUGACACCCACUGGAAUGAGUUGGUGUGAAAAGCAUGUUCCUACAGAUAUUUCAGAGAUAUGGAUAAAGCCUAAUGUUGUUUCGGAUUUUGAGGAUUGGAUUUGUAGUUAUCCCAAGGAUAUUUCUUUCAAGAAUAAGCCAUGUAUUGUCAUUGGGCCAGGAGGAUCUGGCAAAAGAACAAUGGUUUAUUUGAUGAUUAAGAAACAUUUUGGAUUUGGAAGAGUACAUAUCUAUCACCCAAACAAGAUCAACAAGGAUGAACAACAAGUUGAGGACAAUCAAAUGGGCGAAACAAAGAAUUGGAUUGAAGACCUUAACAAGGGUCCAAAUCCAAACUCUGUUAUUUCCAGUUUUAGAGAUUUCUUAAGAACAACCAUUGUUAAAAAGAGUCUCAAUUUAUCGAGUAAUAGUAACGAUUUAGAUAUUUCAUAUGUUCAAUCGCACACAAAUUCAGAUGUAAAGAAAACAUCUACCUCUCUUGGAGGAUAUAAUGUAGAUAUUAUAGUGAUCGAAGAGCUUCCACCUGUACAUACCAAGCAACAAAAAGAGAAACUGUUUCAAGCUUUACACUAUGGACUUUCAUUAUUACAAAAUUUGGAAAUUAACAAGAGGAAGAGAUUGGUUAAAUUUAUUGUGUUGCACGACCACACAAAUUCCUCUUCAUCCGAUUAUGAUCUCCUUGUAAAUUAUCCAAAAGAGUUUAGAGAAAGUUGUACUGUAGUCAAGAUUACAAAGCCACCAAAGACGAUUAUUACUCCCAUCUUGAAAAACAUAUCAAGAAAGGAGAAGUGCUUCAGCAAAGUUAGUGAAGAAGACUUUAAUAUCAUUGUUUCAGGAUCAAAUGGAGAUUUGAGACAUGCCAUCAAUCAAUUGGAAUAUUUCGUGUUGGGAGUGAAAAAUGGAAAGAUGGAUUUAUUUUCAUCUCCUGUAAAAUCAGACAAGUUAAAGAAAGUUGAAAAACAAGCAAAGAAGAUAGCUGAUUCAAUCAAAAAAAAAUCUAAGAAUAAGAAAGCUAAGGAACAACAAUCUAAAACUUUCAAUAUUCAUAUGGAUAUUGGUACAACCAUUCAUCACGCAGCAGCUAGAGUACUGUAUGGAAAAAGAGAUAAAAACACUGGAAUUUUGGAAUUUAAUUUGGAAAAGGAUGUACUCAAUGUUUACAAAUCCGAGAAAAAUAUUCCAGAGCAAACUUUAACAAAUUAUGUUCAAUCCAACUCUCCAUAUUUUUGUAAAGAUAUUACAGCAUUGAGCAAAUCACUAGAUGCCUUCUCCUUAUCAGAUAGUUCAUUUGGAAGAAAAAUGAGUAACACCUAUGAGGAUACACAACAAACUACCACUUUCAAUGAGUAUCAGUUUUUGACAACAAGUAGAGCAGUUCUUUACUAUCACCAAGGUCACAUACCUGAUGCUAAGGGUUUAAAGUCAGUUUUGGCACCCAAGUUAGUCAAGUCAGUAUUUAAAGAGCGAGAAGAAAAGCUUAAACAGCUAUUAUUACUUGUAAAAAAUCAGGAUAGUGACGAGUCAAUGGUGAAAAAGGCUUAUCUAGGUUUUUUACCUUUUGAAGAUGUUUCCACUUUUUCACAUUUAUUCAAUUUGAAAGAGACUCUUGCAGAUGUUUUACCCUAUUUAUUGAGUAUGCUACACAAGACAAGGUUGAAUAUUCCAAGUUAUUUGAAUAUUAACGAAAUGCACAGAUACCCUAAAUUCACCAAAAAUUCUCUUUCUAGUUCUGACGAUAUUGAGACUUGUGAUACUGAGGCCGACGAUAUUGCAUUGUCCAGAGCUCUAUCAAUCAAACAAGAUAUGAGCCAAUCUGUAGUAUCUUCACUCGUAAGCUAUCUCACUAUGGGAUUAACUAUGACAGACGACGCUCUCUUCCCUGUGCCACAAGAUGAUACUAUAGAAAGUGCCGAGGAAAUUGAAGAGGAUAAAAUUGAGGACGAAUUCGAUGAUGAGUUUUAUGCUGAGAUUUUAGAUAUCUUAGAAACUGAGGCUAAGGAAAAUUGUACAGAAUAA